Messenger RNA from Beta vulgaris subsp. vulgaris (sugar beet), 2249 nucleotides. RefSeq names its product chaperonin CPN60-2, mitochondrial. Lineage: Eukaryota; Viridiplantae; Streptophyta; Magnoliopsida; Caryophyllales; Amaranthaceae. Gene Ontology annotation, biological process: protein refolding. The transcript has 16 exons. Gene Ontology annotation, cellular component: mitochondrion; cytosol. Bases 208 to 1926 code for a protein of 572 amino acids. Gene Ontology annotation, molecular function: ATP-dependent protein folding chaperone; ATP binding. The record is from RefSeq and is a predicted model, not a curated record.
CAUCCAUGAUCCAUCAACCUCCACGAAAACAUUUGAAGUUUUGAACAAAUGUGGUAAAACCCUAAACCCUAGAACUAGAACCUCCUACUUCUAGACUCUUCUUCACACAUCCUUCCUUUAAAAUCUCUGCACACCACCUUCACUCCAUCUUCCUCUUCUUCCAUUUUCUCUCUCCUCUCCAUUUCCAUUCUCCGCCCAACUCAGACCAUGUUUCGCGCAGCCGCCGCUCUCGCUUCCCGAGCUCGCACCACCACCCGCUCUAUUGGUGGCAGUUUGAAUUUUAGCAGAAAUUAUGCUGCUAAAGAAAUAAGAUUUGGUGAAGAUGCCCGCAAAUCUAUGCUUAAGGGUAUCGAAGAACUUGCUGAUGCUGUUAAAGUUACUAUGGGACCUAGGGGGCGUAAUGUUGUGAUCGAGCAAAGUUUUGGUGCUCCUAAAGUUACAAAGGAUGGUGUAACAGUGGCUAAGAGUAUUGAAUUUAAGGACAGAUACAAGAAUUUGGGUGCUAGUCUUGUAAAACAAGUUGCUAAUUCUACCAACGAUGUUGCCGGGGAUGGCACAACCUGUGCUACAGUUCUUACCAAGGCAAUAUUAAUUGAGGGAGUAAGGUCAGUUGGAGUAGGAAUGAAUGCGAUGGACCUCAGAAGAGGCAUGACUAUGGCAGUUGAUGCUGUUGUAAAUUACCUUAAAAGUAGAGCGAGGAUGAUCAGCACCUCAGAGGAAAUCGCUCAGGUUGGUACCAUUUCAGCAAAUGGAGAGAGGGAAAUCGGUGAGUUGAUUGCAAAGGCUAUGGAGAAGGUGGGCAAGGAAGGAGUUAUCACAAUCCAAGAUGGCAAGACAUUGUUCAAUGAACUUGAAGUUGUUGAGGGUAUGAAGCUGGACAGGGGUUACAUUUCUCCCUACUUUAUUACCAACCCGAAAACCCAAAAAUGUGAAUUGGAUGAUCCACUUAUUUUGAUCCAUGAGAAGAAAAUUACCAGUGUCAAUGCUGUUGUGAAAGCCUUAGAGUUUUCAUUGAAGAAGCAAAAACCCUUGUUGAUUGUCGCCGAAGAUGUCGACAGUGAGGCCUUGGCAACUCUUAUCCUGAAUAAGAUCCGAGCGGGACUAAAGAUCUGUGCGGUUAAAGCACCUGGAUUUGGAGAAAAUAGAAAAGCCAAUUUGCAGGAUCUUGCGACACUUACUGGUGGAGUGGUAAUAACUGAAGAGCUUGGCAUGAAUAUGGAAAAACUUGAAAUGGAUAUGCUGGGUUCAUGCAAAAAGAUCACUGUCUCAAAGGAUGACACCGUGAUUCUUGAUGGUUCUGGUGAUAAAAAAUCCAUUGAGGAGAGAUGUGAACAGAUUAGAUCUGGUAUUGAACUAAGCACAUCUGACUACGACAAGGAGAAGUUGGAGGAGAGGCUUGCUAAGCUGUCUGGUGGAGUUGCUGUUUUGAAGAUUGGAGGAGCUAGUGAAGCUGAAGUUGGUGAGAAGAAAGAUAGAGUGACAGAUGCUCUGAAUGCCACUAAAGCAGCUGUUGCUGAAGGUAUUGUACCUGGUGGUGGUGUAGCACUUCUUUAUGCUUCAAAAGAGUUGGACAAGCUACAAACAGCCAAUUAUGACCAGAAGAUUGGAGUACAGAUCAUACAGGCAGCACUGAAGACAUCCGUUCACACAAUUGCUUCAAAUGCUGGUGUGGAGGGAGCUCUUGUUGUUGGCAAACUACUAGAGCAGGAGGACCAUGAUCUUGGUUAUGAUGCUGCUAAAGGUGAAUAUGUAGAUAUGGUCAAAUCCGGAAUCAUUGAUCCAUUGAAGGUUAUUAGGACAGCUCUGUCAGAUGCUGCUAGUGUGUCAUCCUUGAUGAUUACCACUGAAGCUGUCGUCGUCGAGGCACCCAAGGAUGAGAAGGAUUCAGCUCCUGCAAUGGGUGGUAUGGGCGGUAUGGAUUAUUGAGGUGUUUGGUUGAAUACGUGGGAGAAUCAUUCUCUAUGCUUUUGCUGGAUUUUGUUGAUGCUUUAGUUUAGGGAGGAAAUUGUGUACAACAUAGUAGGAGAGAAUAGUUUGUAGGAUCGCUUGCUAAUGCAAGACAUGAGCCAUGUUUUGAUUGCAUCGGAACAAGGAACUGCGACUAUUGUUUUCAUUGGAUGACGAUGUUUGGAGUGGAACCUGUGCUUAAGUGUUGACACAGUUCUGUUUCACUGGGAAUAUUGUUGUUUACUAGCGGAGCUAGCUAAAUUGGCACUAAAAAUAAAAAUUGGAAAUAUGAUUUUUUUCUA